This is a messenger RNA of Patella vulgata (common limpet), 3226 nucleotides long. RefSeq names its product protein FAM114A2. The coding region runs from base 189 to 2255 and encodes 688 amino acids. The transcript is spliced from 12 exons. The record is from RefSeq and is a predicted model, not a curated record. Lineage: Eukaryota; Metazoa; Mollusca; Gastropoda; Patellidae.
UAUUAUGUUGCAAAGUACAACCUUUACAGCACGCAUGUGCGAGAAAUGUCAACAUAAACACAUUUCAGCAGUCGACGUGGCUUUCUAAUAUUUUUGAUUGAAUUCGGCGUUAAUAACGAAAUAAUUUCAGUUUUUGGAAUUGGAUUUGAAAUUUAAAUUACAAGCGAGUUUCCAAUUUUUCGGUAAACAUGUCGGAUUCAGAUGACGAUGCUGCUUUUGCAAGUGCUGAUGAAGGUGAAAUUAAUGAACCAUCAGCAGGUGGUGCCAUGGCAACACAGAAAAUAAAAGAGAAGAAACAAAAUGUUGAAGAGACGACAAAACAGGAACCACAGAAGCAAGCAAGUGGUCGGAAUGAAGGCAAAGGUAAAAAUAAAAAGAAAAAAAGGGGAAAGAAUGGAGGAAAAGAAACAGGCAAAACUUCGACAGAUGAAAAAUUAUCAGCAAAAAAAUUAACAGAAGAAAAAGUAGUACAAUCUGAGGAAAGAAAGACAGUGAAACCUGACGAAAUACAAUCAGAAACAGAUGCACAAAAAACUCAAGCAAUAACAAAAACAUCAACACUAGUUGAUGAUAAAAAGUCACAGGAUAGCUCUGAUAAACAAUCACAGGAUAGCUCAGAUAAACAAUCAGACAUUAACUUGAAUAAACAAUCCAAGAUUAGUUUGGUUAAACAACCACAGGAUAGCUCAGAUAAACAAUCACAGAUUAACUCGGAUAAACAAUCAAUCAGUCAAGAUAAACAUAAGACUGUUGUGAGUGAAGAGAAUUCUUCUAAAACUGAUCAGAAAGAUAGUGUCACAAAAACACCUGUAAAAACUGACAACGUCUCGAAUAACAACAUAGUCACAGAAUCUCCUCAAUCUGUGACAAUCCCACGAGAACGAGACCAUACCCCGGAGCAGGAAGAGGUACUGGAAAAUCUUACCACUGCUGCAGAAGAACAGUCUUCAGGUGCAUGGGGCUGGGGUUGGGGAUCAUCAUUAUUAAAAACAGCCACCAGCUCAGUUUCUACCUUUACACAUCAAGUUGGCGAUGGGUUUACAACUUUAAUGGAUACAGUAGAAACAUCAUUAGGUGCUCCCCCUCCUGAGGAAAUGGCUAAAGAUAAAACAAUAAGUGAUACAGAGAAAGAUGAAAUAAAGGAGAAAAGAGAAACAGAUAAACCUGAAUCACAGCCUAAAACUGAUGCACAAACAAAAACAUUGGACGAGAAAACAAACCCUCCUACAGCUGAAGGGGCUGACGGAGGUGGGUGGUUUUCCAACAUUAGUAGUCUCGUUCAAAAUACCGUUUCUGAAAGUAUCGGUGUUUUGGAGACAAUUGGUACAGGAAGUUUGGACGUGAUGGAAAAGAUUGGUAAAAAGACGUACUCCGUUAUCACCGACCACGAUCCAGGGUUCCGCAAGGCCAGACAAUUUCUGGGAAACAAAGGAGAUAAACAGAAUUUAUCCUCACUUUUACGAGAUGCAAAAGAUGAAACCGAUCAGAAGAUUGAAAUGGAGAAAGAAUCAGAAGAAGCAAGAAAAUGUCAUUUUGGUUGUUUAUUUGAUGAUUAUCAAGGAUUGGCUCAUUUAGAAGCUCUCGAGAUAUUAUCCAAUCAGAGCGAGAAGCGUGUUCAGACGUUAUUACACGCCAUGUCAGAAGAAACUAUAGCAGAGAUUAAACCAGAAUUGUUACAAAUAAAAGAUAUUUUUGAAAUAGAUGAGAAUGAUGAUGAAGAAACAGAGCAUGAUUUUGUAAAGCUGGUAACAGAUCAACUGACAGAAUUACAUCUUGGUACAACUCCCGAUAAACUAAACAAAGUCCAGGAAAAAACACGAAAAUGGCUGGUUGAUUUCCACUCUGAAAGUGGAGAUGAUAAAACGACAACCAUUUCACGUGAUCCAAAGGAAAUACACCGACUUGCCAUUCAGUCGUUAGCAGAACUAACGUCUAAAAGUGUUGAACAGUUCCAUAAAGCAGGGGAGUUAAUUCUAUUACAGAAAGAUGGAGAGAAAUCAUAUCUGGACCGAUCUAAAGCUCUAGCUGGCUUGACCCAGGUUUUAUGUACAGAAGUUGGAAUUUUAUCAACUAAAUUUUCACAUUGUCUUAAUACGGUUGGGGAAUCUGAGGAAGCAUCUGAGGUUGUGAAUCCAUUAGUUACUAAUAUUUAUCUUGAGGCCACCAACAGUAGUACAUAUAUUCAGGAUGCAUUUGAACUUCUAUUGCCCGUUUUACAGAAUGCAGUUAUACAAAACUCAGAUGUUUUACAGUGAGCUUCAUUUGUCUCAAUCAUCCAGUGAGAUUCAAAUCAUGCAGAUACUCUUCAACUCGAUCAUCCAGUGAAUUUCUAAUUCAGAUUUUUUAUAUCAGGAAGUGAUUCCAUACUAUCUUCUUAAGGCGAUGCUCUUCAAAAUAAAAAUAAAACACGACACCUAAGGCUUUGAGGCUCUGGCAAUUUGAGGAUAAUGGGCAUUAAACUUUGUUCUUCGGAGAACUGUGCAUUGAUUAACUGACUUCAUUUUUCCGAAAUGAUAUCAUAAUUCCAAGAUGACUGCCAUGACGUCAAUUGGUACUCUUGUACUUGUUUUUAUUGAUUCAAGGGAAUCAAGCAGACUGUAAAUUUUCUGAUUUGUUUGAUUUAAUUACAUGUUAAAUUCUCUCACAUGUAGAUUACAUCUAGUGCUAUGUUUUAAAAUGUGUCAAAGACUAUUAUAUAGUCAUCACCAUGUCUCGGUCCGUUUGUCAACCAUUGGCCUGUGAACGCGGUAGAGUCCACAGUUUCUGUUAGAUCUGUUUUCAAUUAGGUGUGAAGCAUUGUGAUCAUAAGAGGACGAACCCUAUCGAUAUUCAGUGCUGUGUGAGUUGUCCCCCAGUUUAGAGGCUAUAGUUUCAAACAGAUUCGUUUGAGAUCUGGAGAGAAACAUUAUUUCAAGUUAUUUAAGGUAUUUUGGAAUUGCAAUAUCAACCCUAAAAUGGCUUUAUUUUAUUCCCACCAGUAUUUGCAAAGAUAUAAAAAAGAUUUGGUUUUUCUUGUCUUAAUUAAAUGUUUUAAAAUGUCUCUGAGUUUUUUUUUAAGCCAUUGAAGACUACAUGAACUGAGAUGGAUUUACUAAUCAUUUCAUUGUACCCCUCAAGGGUCUAGGUAAUGCGUAGUGUCACACCAUAAAUAUUGCAUUACCUUGAUUAAAAUUUCUUUCAACAUUUAUCUUUUUUUUUAAAAUAAAGAAAAAUUAAUAUUUUAAAA